UGUCCCUGAAAGCUGCUACUAUGAAAGGGUAAACUCGCUGGGCAGAGCCACGCCCAGAGCCAGCAAGACCCCUGCUGAGGGACCCACACCAGCUGCUGCCUCCUCCGCACCCACCCUAAUCACCUGGGCCCCUAGGCCCACCUCACCUUCUCACCCACCUCUGCCCCAACUCCUCCUUCAGCAUGGUUAACUAUUACGAAGUGCUGGGGGUACAGUCGAGUGCCACCCCGGAGGACAUCAAGAAGGCCUACCGGAAGCUGGCCUUGCGCUGGCACCCUGACAAGAACCCUAACAACAAAGAGGAGGCUGAGAAGAAGUUCAAGCAGGUGUCCGAGGCCUACGAGGUCCUGUCCGACUCCAAGAAACGCUCGCUAUACGACCGGGCGGGCUGUGACAGCUGCGGGGCCGGCGGUGGGGCCAGCACCCCUUACAACAGCCCCUUUGACAGCGACUACACCUUCCGGAACCCCGAGGACAUCUUCCGCGAGUUUUUUGGUGGCCUGGAUCCUUUCUCCUUUGACUUCUGGGUCGCCCCCUUCAACAGUGACCAUACCAGCCAGGGCCAUGGCCUGAGGGGCGCCUUCUCCAACUGCUUCGGUGAGUUCCCAGCCUUCAUGGAGGCCUUCUCCGCUUUCGACAAUCUGGGCCGCGGGGGAAGCGCUACCCGCACCACCUUCUCAUCCACCUCCUUUGGGAGCUCUGGCUCUGGCAGCUCAGGGUUCAAGUCAGUGAUGUCAUCCACCGAGUUGGUUAACGGACACAGGGUCACCACCAAGCGCAUCGUGGAGAACGGGCAGGAGCGUGUGGAAGUGCAAGAGGAUGGGCAGCUGAAGUCGGUGACCAUCAACGGCAAGGAGCAGCUUAAACGAGUGGACAGCAAGUAA
Messenger RNA from Myotis brandtii (Brandt's bat), 884 nucleotides. It is a transcript of the gene DNAJB8, whose product is annotated as DnaJ (Hsp40) homolog, subfamily B, member 8. Bases 183 to 884 code for a protein of 233 amino acids. Gene Ontology annotation, molecular function: ATPase activator activity; Hsp70 protein binding. Lineage: Eukaryota; Metazoa; Chordata; Mammalia; Chiroptera; Vespertilionidae. Gene Ontology annotation, biological process: protein refolding; positive regulation of proteasomal ubiquitin-dependent protein catabolic process. The transcript has a single exon. Gene Ontology annotation, cellular component: endoplasmic reticulum membrane; cytosol. The record is from RefSeq and is a predicted model, not a curated record.